AUGGUCCACUUGCGCGUUGUCGACAUGCUCCUCGGUGACACGAGAUCCACUCUGGAAGCUGGCCUCUCCAAACGAGGCACCCAUGGUCUACUUUACCACGACUUAUGGGGGCCGCGAGAGAAGUCCAUGGGCAACCCAUGGUCGACUGCAAAUCCCGAGGGGACUGUGAUUCUCCGCCUCGCCGAGAACAGCCUUAUGCACGGCGAAGUUGCAGCUUUCAUCAGGGAACAGCCGCCCGAGACUCUAAGAGCAUUUGCCUCAUUUUGCGGGAAACACAGACUGCACUUUAUCUCCGACGAGAUCUAUGCGAAAUCAGUCUUCUCCAACACAGGAGUCCCGCUUCCAGAGCCAUUCGUGUCCACCUUGUCUCUGGACCUCCGCGGUGUUAUUGACCCGCAACGGCACCACGUCCUCUACGGCGCAAGCAAGGAUUUUUGCGCAAACGGCUUACGGCUAGGUGUUGUGUAUACUCAGGACAAGGAGCCGUGCCAGAGCUGUGCCGCGGCUAAGCAAGCAUGCGAGUACCGUGAAGUCGACCGUAAAAGGCGGCCUGCCACCCAUGAAUAUGUGGCCAGCCUGGAGAACAGGGUCGCAUGGCUCGAGUCGUUCAUCGGCAGACUCCAAGCGGCGCCGGGUCCAGAGCGCGACGAGAUGCUGCAAAGUGUUUCAUUUGGGGAUCACCUGCCGGUCCCACAGCCAUCGACAUCGAUGGCGAACCCGGGGAACGAGAAGGGCGGCGGCCACAAGCGAGAGAGCAGUGCCAAUCUGCAAGUAGACCUCGAAGGGUCGCUCAUCUAUCACGGCGCGACGAGCAUCUAUCGUGCACACUCGGGGAGACCAGCGACGGGGAACGCAUUUGGCCAGCAUUCCGCCUUUUCGAAACACGCCACGGACUCCGACGGCAAUUUCGAGUACGUCGCGGAACAUUUCGGCAUCAGCUUGCAUGAUGAGCUGGUGCAUGAUGCCCUGUUGCAGUUUUUCAGGUGGCAGUAUCCGCACUUUAUGUUCAUCUAUCGCGAAGCGUUUCUGAGGGACCACUUCUCUGAUCGGGUCGGCUGCAAGUACUGGUCUCCGGCCUUACUCCUGGCUGUGUGCGCUCUGGGGACGUUGAUGUCACCUGAUAAGAGGCAUCGGGAGUCGAGUGCACAAUUCUUCUCUGCUGCUGAGAGCAUUCUCAUUGUCUCUGGGCUCACAAAGCCUUCUAUAGUCACUGUCCAGGGGUUUCUCUGUCUCGCCUUCUACGAGAUCGGACGAGGGAAUCUAUCCAAAGGAUGGGGCUUCUCAGGUAUCGCCUUCCGAAUGGCACAGGAUCUAGGUUUUCAAAAAGACCCGAAACACUGGGUAUCCCAUGAUUCAUCGCUGGCGACUGAAGAAGACAUGGAAAUCCGCAGGCGCAUCUUCUGGGGCUGCUAUUCAUCGGAUAAGUUGAUCAGCCUGAUCCUUGGGCGGCCUGUGUAUCUCUUCUACGACGACGCAGAAGUUGAUACCACCAACAGACUUCCCGACCUUCCUGAGAUGGGACCAUGGCUGCCGGCUGGAUUCGCGGAUUACGACGGGUCUUCGGGCGCGGUCAACCCACUGAUACCUUGCUUUAAAGAGCAAAUUCGCCUCUCCAAAAUCAUCGAGAAGAUGCUCUCCAAACUAUUCUCCCCAAAGUCCAACCUGGAAGGCCUUGGCCGUCAGUCGUGUCUCGACACCUUCAACAUCGAGCUGUGUGCCUGGCACGAGGCGCUGCCGGAGUGCGCCAAGUGGAAUAAAUGGGAGCCACCAAGCGCACCGCUCAUACCAUGCGUGGCCGCUCUUCACCUGCUCUUCCGGAGCGUCCGCAUUGCACUCAACUUUGACCACGCCACUUCGGAGAACACAGAGGUAGCUGCAAAAGACAACGCACGCAACGACUGCGUAGCCUCGGCACAAGAUAUUGCCCACAUCGUGCGGAAAUAUCGCAGCCAAUUCGGUCUGGGGCAUAGCCCGUUGAUGAUGAUCUACGGAAUCAUGCAAGCGGCGAGGACCCUGGCGGUGUUUGGUACACCGGAAGAAGCACAGUACUUGUUGUUAUCCCUCGACGAGUGCUCUUCUGCUUGGGCUCUAGCUCAUCAGGCCAGAGAUAGGUUGACACACAUUGACAUGUAA
Messenger RNA from Diaporthe citri, 2133 nucleotides. RefSeq lists its product as uncharacterized. Gene Ontology annotation, molecular function: DNA binding; zinc ion binding; pyridoxal phosphate binding. Gene Ontology annotation, biological process: DNA-templated transcription. The record is from RefSeq and is a predicted model, not a curated record. Lineage: Eukaryota; Fungi; Ascomycota; Sordariomycetes; Diaporthales; Diaporthaceae. Bases 1 to 2133 code for a protein of 710 amino acids. The transcript is spliced from 8 exons.